This is a messenger RNA of Pelagomonas calceolata, 1313 nucleotides long. The record is from the annotation of a GenBank genome assembly. Lineage: Eukaryota; Pelagophyceae; Pelagomonadales; Pelagomonadaceae.
CGUACCGUACACUCAUACACUCAUCUGCGGUGCCUGUUCUACGGUGUUGCCAGGCAGAUGUGCGACACCGCGCGAUACGCACGGCAGAUGCUAGUUCUCGGGCCGUUAGCUCAGGAAACGAUUCGAGAAUCAUCGGCUCUUGUUGUUGGGGCAGGUGCGCUUGGGUGCAGCUGUCUACCAUACCUCGUCGGCGCGGGUGUGGGCAAAGUCACAGUCUGCGAUGGCGACAGAGUAGAAGCUAGUAACCUUCAUAGGCAGGUCUUGUUCGCUGAGUGCGACAUAGGGAGGAAUAAAGCAGAAGCUGCGGCAAGCCGGCUUCAAGCGAUGAAUUCAGAUGUGGCCCUGGUAGCCGUCCCACGGCAUUGCAUGUAUGAUGAAUGCACAUCAGAUCUAGUAGAGAAGCAUAGCAUCGUCGUGGAUUGUAGCGAUAACAUAGGGACGCGUUACCUUUUGAAUGACGCGUGUUUCUUAGCAGGUAAGCCGCUUAUUAGCGCCGCUGCGCUCGGAAUUGAGGGUUCGCUGACGCGCUGGGGCAAAACGGGCGGGCCUUGCUAUAGAUGCGUGAUUCCUCGGCCGUCAUCGCUUGAGGCACGACGGAGAUGUGCCGAUCAGGGUGUUCUCGGACCAGUACCUGGCGUUCUUGGUGCGCUUCAGGCUUUAGAUGUCCUCCGUUACCUUUCAAAACUUGACGGUAUGAUAAAUAAAAUGCAUAUUUUCGAUGGCACGGGUCUAAAAGCAUUUGGGUUGCCUCCCCGGAGGCCAACUUGUGUGCUCUGUGGAGAGGCCCAAACAAUCGAAUCUCUCCAGGACUCAAAACAAUGGGCCCUCGGCCAGGGACUUUAUGCAGAUUUUGAUGCUACUCUGUGAAUUCUAGCGGCGUCCUGCAAGAGCUUGCUGUUGACUAAUUAAUAACUCUGCUCAGGUGUAGUUUCGGCAAUCCCCUUCCGUCUGAACCGGUCUCACUUCCUUUUGCGAAUGAAAUCACCGUAAUUGACUUGAAAAAAAUCAUCGACACAGCAGCUUCUCUCACUCUCGUUGACGUCCGUGAUCCCACUCAAUUCGCUAUGUGCAAACUUCAAUCUUCCCUCUCUCUCCCCCUUCGUCAGAUUCUCGAGGCCCCUGACUCUGCCUCUUCAUUCCUACGCGCAAAGACCGCACUCGAUUCUCCUAUUUAUGUUCUUUGCCGUCGUGGGGCUGACUCUCGGGUCGCUACUGCAGAGCUCCUGAAGCUUGGCUAUUCAAAGGCAUGCAACGUCAUAGGCGGCCUUGAUGCUUGGCGCCGCAGCAUCGAUCCUGAGUUUCCGUCAUAUUGA